UGGGCCCAGCUGGGCAUCAAGGGGAGGAUGCGGGGAAAGGAUGGACCAAGCCACCUCUCCCUCCCCCCAUGCCUAAAGACAACCUCGGCCUCCCCCCCAGGGUAUACAUGGGGCCUAGCCAGAAUAUGUGUAUCCAGUGUGGGGAGAGCCUCAGCCAAGCUCAGCAAAGCCUCAACCAAGCUCAGGAGAGCCUCAACCGGGCUCAGGAGAGCCUCAGCCAAGCCCAGCAGAUCAUCAACCAUCCCCAAAGGCCACACUGCUCUAGCAAUAAGCUCUACCCAUGCUUGGACUGCGGGAAAAGUUUUGCCGUGAGCUCCCACCUCACCAUUCACAAGAGAACCCACACGGGCGAGAAGCCGUACGCGUGCAACGACUGCGGGAAAAGGUUCAGCCAGAGCUCAACCCUUGUUCUUCACCGCCGCAUCCACACAGGGGAGAAACCCUACAAGUGCACCGACUGUGGGAAGAGCUUUUCGGUGAGUUCCCAUUUAACCAAGCACCAGAGGAUCCACACAGGAGAGAAGCCUUACCAGUGCCAGAUCUGUGGGAAACGGUUCAGCCAGAGUUCUACCCUCAUCCUGCACCAGAGAAUCCACACGGGGGAGAGGCCUUAUAAAUGCGACGAGUGUGGGAAAACCUUCAGUGUCAGCUCCCACCUCACGAUCCACCAGAGGAUCCACUCCGGGGAGAAGCCGUACCGCUGCAUGGAGUGUGGGAAAUGCUUUCGCCAGAGGUCCGGCCUCAGCACGCAUCAGAAAGUCCAUAUGGUGGCUCUGGAGAGAUCUUACAAGUGCCCACCGUAAAAACAUUGG
Molecule: messenger RNA, 812 nt
Organism: Euleptes europaea (tarantolino)
Lineage: Eukaryota; Metazoa; Chordata; Lepidosauria; Squamata; Sphaerodactylidae
Product: gastrula zinc finger protein XlCGF49.1-like
Exons: 1
Coding region: 69-803 (244 amino acids)
Biological process (GO): regulation of transcription by RNA polymerase II
Molecular function (GO): RNA polymerase II cis-regulatory region sequence-specific DNA binding; DNA-binding transcription factor activity, RNA polymerase II-specific
Source: RefSeq, a predicted model, not a curated record